AUGUUAGGUACGAUCGUAUACGAUUCUACAAUGGUGACGGAUGACCAGCUCGUAGAAGGUAUAAAUGAUAUGGGCUUUGAGGCGAAGUUAUUAAGUACUGCAGUGGUGCUUGAUUCUGUUGGCUUAAAUGAAUCAGCCCAAACGAAGAAUCCUCUCAUUCGGUUUACUACUCCUCACAAAGGUGAAGUGUCGAUGCCAGCUUCGAAACACGGUGUAGAGGUGUGGUUUUGA
Angiostrongylus costaricensis is the source of this 231-nucleotide messenger RNA. NCBI's taxonomy places the organism in Eukaryota, Metazoa, Nematoda, Chromadorea, Rhabditida, Metastrongylidae. The record is from the annotation of a GenBank genome assembly.